GCUGUCUAACAGCGGCCUCUAGUGUUCAUACAGCGCUGCAGCUGCUUAACCAUAUCCUGUUUCUGUGACUCAGAUGGUGAUGGCUAUCGUCAGAGGAGGCUAGCUGAGCUGAAUACAUGCACAGAGCGCUGGAGAGAAAGUAAAUAAAGAACAGUGGUUAUCUACUAUGGACGGGUUUGCCGGAGACAUGCUGAGUGGCCGGGCUCUGCUUGGCGAGGACAGCUCAGUGAUGGCCCGUAUGCAGAAGAAAUUUUGGAAGACCAAACAGGUCCUUAUCAAAGCCACGGGCAAGAAGGAGGAUGAGUAUGUGGUGGCCUCGGAUGCUGACCUGGAUGCUAAGCUCGAGUUCUUCCGCUCCGUCCAGUCUACGUGCACAGAGCUGCUGAAGGUGAUCGAGAAGUAUCAGCACAGGAUCACACGCUUGUCUCAGGAGGAGAAUGAGCUCGGCCUGUUCCUGCGAUUCCAAGCCGAGCACGAUCGCACAAAGGCUGGUAACAUGAUGGAUGCCACUAGCAAGGCUCUGUGUGCCUCUGCCAAACAGAGGAUGGCACUUUGUCCGUCACUGCACCGUUUGCACCAGGAAGUGGAGACGUUCCGGCGGCGUGCCAUUUCGGACACCCUUUUGACAGUAACCUGUAUGGAGAAGGCCCGCACAGAGUACAGAGGAGCUCUGCUCUGGAUGAAAGAUGUCUCCCAAGAGCUCGACCCAGACACCUACAAACAGCUGGAAAAGUUUCGCAAGGUCCAGGCCCAGGUAAGAGGGACAAAGAGCCAGUUUGAAAAGCUGAAGAACGAUGUGUGUCAGAAGGUGGACAUGCUGGGAGCAAGCCGCUGCAAUAUGCUCUCCCACUCCCUCUGUACCUACCAGACCACCCUGCUGCAGUUCUGGGAGAAAACUGCUCAGGCCAUGUCAGAAAUCCACAAGGCCUUCCAGGGACAUGUACCAUACCAGUUUACCACACUCAAGGAUCUGCGGGAUCCCCUGGAGCAAAUCUCAGACUCUAAAAAACAAGAGGAGAAAGAGAAGGCAGCACUGCAGAGCAACACAGAAAGUCUGCUUUCCUUGGAUGAUGACAACCUGUCAGGAAGUGCCACCGAUCCAGACCUCCCACUCAGUAGUGAUGGGCAGAGGCAGACCGAUGAUUGCGCUCACCAAAAUGCUAUCGCACCCACACAAGCCCUGCAAAACCUCAGUGGACUGUCAAGAAGCUCUGAUGAUGACCUGAUGCUUAUGGCCUGUGAUAUGCCACAGCCCACAGCCCCAGCAAAUGCCCUACACCAGCCUCAGGGCUUUGGAAACCUCGAGUUUGGCCUCUCACAGCUGCCUGCCACCGAUGGGAGUCUGCACACUGGCGGUCAGCCACACCCUGCCGGGACGAACCUGAGGAAGGAGGAGGACGAUGGUGAACCAGGGGACAUGGCCUUCCUCAAAGACCUUCUUAGCCCUGGUUCAGGAGCUAGUGAUGAGUUCAGCAGAGAAUGGCAGGAUGCUUUUGGGAUGUUUACCUCUCCCAGUGUCCCCACAACCAGCCAAGGAGCACAGAGUGGUGCAACAGCAGCACGUCCACCCUCUAACCCCCCUAGCCCCACAGGCUUUCUGCCCUCCCAGCUGCUGGAUCACAGUUUGAGCUCCACAGGUUGGGCAACCCCUCCUAUGUUCAAAGCUCCACCCCUGCAGGUUCCUCAAAGUCCAAACCAAUCAGCUCAGCCAGCUCCCAAAUCUGCAGGUAAUGCUGCCCCUGGGGGAUCCAAAGACAUGUCUGCCUGGUUCAACCUGUUUGCAGACCUCGACCCUCUUUCCAACCCUGAUGCCAUAGGACGAUCCGCAGAUGAGCUGCUCAAUGCCUGAAUAUGUGCUUGUGUGUGUAUGUGGGUGCGUCUUCUUUCCCCAAGGAUUCUUUGCAAUGUUCCAUGUCAUCAUUCAAGUAAACAAACACGAACAGUGAAAAACACAAAAAUGAGUAAAAGAUGGUGUUUUAAACAGGAAAUAUUGUCAGCGCUUUAGAAGACUGUUAACACUACCUGUGAAGCCACUGAGUCAUGUAAAUGGUAAAUGGACUGAUUCUUAUAUAGCGCUUUUCUACUCUCCUGGAGUAGAAAAAGUGCUCUAUACAACACGCUGCAUUCACCCAUACACACCCAUUCACAGCACUCUAUGCUUUUUGUCAGUGCUUUUUAACUAACUUACACUUACACACAUUCAUACUCCGAUGGACGCAUCGGAGAGCAAGUCGGGGUUAGUAUCUUGCCCAAGGAUAUUUGGCAUGCAGACUGGGGGGGGCCAGGAAUCGAACCACCAACCUUCCGAUCAGCAGAUGACCUGCUCUACCUCCUGAGCUACAGCCACCCCAGCAAACCUCGUGUUUUGGGUUUCAGGUUUACUUUGAAGGGUUUAUUUUUGUGGGUCACUGUCAGGGACUUAAAAUGUCUCAUCAUAGGAUAUAUUACAAGUUUUACACUAUUUUAUAUAGUGUAUGUCCAGCUGCACCAGGAACAGUGUAUCACCAUCACUGGAGAAACUCUGGAUAUUCGCGUCUGCAUUACUUUGAUUUACUUUAGAGCUCUGUAAUAACUGGCCCACAUUAUAUGCUUAAUCAGCUGCAGUUAGAGGACUCUGUGCCUGCAUUCUAUCUGUCCAUCUUCAUCUCUGAUUUCACUCAAACUGGGUCAAAAUGUAUGUUUGAAAUGGUCUCAUCUGUUGUUUAACAAUCACAAAUCCAGGGCCAAGAAAAAUCUGUGAAGGAUUUAUUCUGUACUUUUGAAGGAAAUUUUGGCCAUGGGAUUUUUAUUGUUAUUGGUAGAUAACAAUGUACUGAUUUACAAAUGACAGCACUAUUACUGGUCGGAGAAACAGAUGUUUUUGUUGUGUAGCGUGCUGUAAAGAUGGAAGAAAAGCAACACAAUCAAGUAACACUGUAACUGACUAUUUUAACUUUGUGUGGUGUGUAUUUUGAAGAUACACAGAUAUAUGGUUUAUAUGGAGGAAUCAACACUGGAGAGCUGUUACCAUGUCACAUAUUUAAAAAAAACAUGGAUCCCUCACUUGAUGUGGAUUUAAGUGAUUGUACUUCUUUGAGUGCGAAAAACUGCAGAGACCUGCAUUUCUGAGUAUUUAUAAGUUUUGUGAAAAAAUGUGCAGAGCUGUGUUUCUAAAACAGAUUUGAUGAAAACGUGUUAUCAUGUAAAUAUUCUCCCCACAUGCACAGACUGAAACCAAAUCAUUAGUUAAGAUAUUUGUGUGCCUGUACAACCACACUCAGUUGAGCUAAGGUAAUAAGACUGUGUCAAGCGAAGUUGAGCAACUCACAAAAUGACUUAAUACCAGCUGCAUAUUAUUAUCUCAGCUUUUGAGAAUACAAACAAACCUCACUACUACUCAGCAACUGCAAUUAAAUUUCUCUUUUUUUGUUGUUUUGUUUGUGAUGUAACUGAGGCAAGGGGACAAGAAAGCAAGAAGGAAGCCUGACACUAUAUCUAUAUACACUACUCACUCUUGAUUUCCUCACUUUAAGUAAAAGAAUGUAUUUCUCAAGUCAAUCACAGAUGCUUUAUUUAACUAUUCCUUUUUAUUUCACUCAAAAGAAUUUAACUUGUUUCCAAUAAACGGGACAAGCAAACAAAAAACUGA
Messenger RNA from Oreochromis niloticus (Nile tilapia), 3628 nucleotides. RefSeq names its product islet cell autoantigen 1-like (gene ical1). Lineage: Eukaryota; Metazoa; Chordata; Actinopteri; Cichliformes; Cichlidae. The record is from RefSeq and is a predicted model, not a curated record. Gene Ontology annotation, cellular component: Golgi apparatus. Bases 167 to 1849 code for a protein of 560 amino acids. Gene Ontology annotation, biological process: regulation of transport. The transcript is spliced from 15 exons. Gene Ontology annotation, molecular function: protein domain specific binding.